AUGGGAAUCGGGAAUCCAUUACUAGACGUCACUAUUAGCGCUAAUCCCUCAUUUCUUCAAAAAUAUCAUCUACUCCCUAACAACGCUAUCAUCGCCGAGGACGAACAUCAUGAUAUGUUUUUGGAAAUGGUGGAAAAACACAAACCAACGUACAUUGCAGGAGGAGCUACGCAGAACAGCAUUCGUGUUGCACAAUGGCUUCUGCAACUUCCAAACGCUACGACUUUCUUUGGAGGAGUAGGAAACGAUGACUUCGCUAAAAUUUUGGAGCGAAAAGCUCGUGAAGUAGGAGUCAAUGUACGAUAUCAAAUUCACCCCGGGAGAAAAACAGGAAUUUGCGGAGCUAUAAUAGUUGAUGAAGAUCGUUCCUUAGUUACAGAGUUAGGGGCUGCCGAACAUUUCACUGUCGAUUUUCUUAAACAAUCUGAAAAUUGGAAAUAUGUCGAACAAGCGAAAUAUUAUUACAUCGGAGGAUUUCUACUUCCUGUUAGUCCCCAGUCGGUUCUAGAAAUUCUAAAACAUGCUUCAGACCACAAUAAAGUAGUUGUAACAAAUCUUCAUGCCACGUUUCUAUGUAAACAUUUCGCCAAUCCUGAUUUAGAUGUUUUAAAAUAUGUAGACAUUUUGUUUGGAAAUGGGGACGAAGCGAAGAAAUUGAGUACAAAAUUUAAUUUUGGAACAGAUGAUGUUAAAGAAAUAGCAAAGAAAACUUCUGAAUUACCCAAAUUUAAUGAAACUCGUGAUAGAUUGGUGAUUUUUACUCAAGGUCGCGAACCUACAGUUCUAGCUCAAUCAGGGAAAAUACGUGAAAUACCCAUAAUUCAGGUGGAUCAUAACAUCAUCAAGGAUACUAAUGGCUGUGGCGAUAGUUUUGUUGGUGGGUUUUUAUCCCAGUUGGUCCAAGGGAAAUCGAUUGAUGAAUGUUUGAGGUGUGGAUCUUACGCUGCUACAGAAGUAAUUCAGAAUUACGGUUGUACUUUUCCAGAAACGCCCAAAUUUGAUCAUUGA
This is a messenger RNA of Lottia gigantea (owl limpet), 1008 nucleotides long. RefSeq lists its product as hypothetical. The transcript has a single exon. Gene Ontology annotation, cellular component: cytosol; nucleus. NCBI's taxonomy places the organism in Eukaryota, Metazoa, Mollusca, Gastropoda, Lottiidae. Gene Ontology annotation, biological process: purine ribonucleoside salvage. The record is from RefSeq and is a predicted model, not a curated record. The coding region runs from base 1 to 1008 and encodes 335 amino acids. Gene Ontology annotation, molecular function: adenosine kinase activity.